Messenger RNA from Sodiomyces alkalinus F11, 1665 nucleotides. RefSeq names its product phosphomevalonate kinase. The transcript is spliced from 2 exons. Gene Ontology annotation, biological process: ergosterol biosynthetic process; isopentenyl diphosphate biosynthetic process, mevalonate pathway. The record is from RefSeq and is a predicted model, not a curated record. Lineage: Eukaryota; Fungi; Ascomycota; Sordariomycetes; Glomerellales; Plectosphaerellaceae. Gene Ontology annotation, molecular function: ATP binding; phosphomevalonate kinase activity. Gene Ontology annotation, cellular component: peroxisome. Bases 135 to 1529 code for a protein of 464 amino acids.
CUCCAACAAUCUCCCCUGAUAUUCAUGACGGUUUGUUUAUCGUGGCCACAUCCGUUGCUGCUUCUUCCAAGGUCCAACUUACGAUUCUUCACUAGUCGACACCCAACACCAGGGCCCUCUCUUUUCUCUUCGCCAUGGUCCUCUCCACGGAUCCGCCUGUUGGGUCAUCACCUCCCCCUGUGCAGCCGACAACGGCCGUGUCUGCACCCGGAAAAGUACUCCUCGCAGGAGGUUACCUGGUGCUGGACCGCGGGUACACUGGACUCGUUUUCGGGCUGAGUGCGCGCAUCAGCGUUAUCGCGGCUCCCAUCACCACGGAACCGGGCGUCCACCUGGCUGAGAUUGUGGUGCAGAGCCCGCAGUUCAUCGACGCGACGUGGCGGUAUGGCUUUCACUUGGCCGAGCAGGAGGGCGGCAUAACCGUGACACAGCUGCACGUUGGCUCCAAGAUUUCACGCAACCCCUUCGUCGAGACAACCCUCACAUACGCGCUCACCUACAUCCACCACGUGAGCCGCGACGACCAAACCCACAGCCUGGCCUCGACUCAGCUCACCAUCCUCGCCGACAACGAUUACUACUCCCUCCCGUCCACCGCCACCCGCUCUACAUCCGACGAACCCGCCGCCCCGAAAGGCCGUUUCGCCCGCUACCCGCACACCCUCUCCGAAGCCCACAAGACGGGCCUCGGCUCCUCCGCCGCCCUCGUCACCUCGCUCACCGCCGCCCUCCUCUCGCACUACCUCCCGACUUUGCUCUUCGACCCGGCCAGCGCGGCGGGGGAGCAGACGCUCCACAACCUCGCGCAGUCGGCCCACUGCGCCGCGCAGGGCAAGGUAGGGUCCGGGUUCGACGUCGCGGCCGCCGUGUUCGGGUCGUGUCGCUACCGCCGGUUUUCCCCCUCGCUGCUCUCCGACCUCCCUGCGCCCGGGUCUGCGGGGUUUGCGGCUGCGCUGGCGCGGCGGGUGGAUGGCCAUAAGGGGUGGGAUACGGAGGUGAGGAAGGAGGGGGCGGUGAUGCCGAAGGGGGUGGUGCUGCGCAUGUGCGAUGUGGAUUGCGGGAGCCAGACGGUGGGGAUGGUGAAGAAGGUCCUUGCGUGGCGGGCGGCGGAAGGGGAGGGGAGCAAGAAGCUGUGGGAUGCGCUGCAAGAGAGGAAUGAGGCUUUGGCGGACGUGUUGGGGAGGGGGGACACGGGGGAGAUUCCGGGGGCUUUGGCUGCGGUGCGGGAGCUUGUGAGGGAGAUGGGGACGGCGAGUGGGGUCCCUAUCGAGCCGGAGAGCCAGACUGAAUUGCUGGACGCCUUGGGGGAGGUGGAUGGUGUUUUUGGAGGUGUUGUUCCCGGGGCGGGCGGGUUUGAUGCCCUGGCUUUGCUUAUGAGGGAUGACGAGGAGACGGAGAGACGGGUGGAGGCGUUUCUGGAGGAUUGGAGUCGGAAGAAGGACGCUAGGGUAAAGCUUCUUGCCGUCAAGGGUGAGGUGGAAGGUGUGAGGGCAGAAGAUUUGAGCGUUUAUGCCGGGUGGCUACCAUGAGGAGGUAUGUGGUGUUGAACUGUUGAUCACAUUUACAUGGGACUAUACAGCCGGUGUUGACUGAGAUGUAUUUCUGUAAACAAACAGAAGGGCAUGCAUGAAAAGAUACCUCAAGAAAGGGCAUUAUCUUAGUGAG